Messenger RNA from Westerdykella ornata, 1513 nucleotides. RefSeq lists its product as uncharacterized. The record is from RefSeq and is a predicted model, not a curated record. The transcript has 3 exons. The coding region runs from base 286 to 1383 and encodes 365 amino acids. Lineage: Eukaryota; Fungi; Ascomycota; Dothideomycetes; Pleosporales; Sporormiaceae.
CCGUAGAGGUCGAGAUGAUGUGUGGAUAGUAUUGCUUGGCAUAACGGCUGCGCCACGUCUCCGUGCCCGAUCUCCGAUUCCGUCAUCCGAGCCAACAUCUCCGUGAGCAACUUUCCCUCCCACCCACACAUGCGAUUCUAGGGCGCCCUCGUGCCAGAUUUCCUUGUACAUCUUGUCCCCCCGGCUUCAGCACUCACGUACCCGCGCCUAUUCGAUCUAGCCCACCCCUCUCUCGCUGACGGGCUCCUGUCCCCUUUCCUCUACCAUCACUUCGCAGAGUGCACCAUGUCACAUUACCGAACUUCUCCCUCAACCCGGUCCCAACCAUCCUCCACACUAAUUUCUCUCACAACACUAUCGUUCCUCCUUCUCGGCCUGCCCUCACCGUCCUCGGCAUUCGACUGCAAAGACAUCGUCGCCGGGAAGGUGAAUUUCAACUUCAAGGACCUGGGAGGGCCGCGCAUCGUACACUGGGACGAGGAUCCAGACUGGGCACACGAGACGCAAUAUAAAUACAAUUUCACCAUCGAUAUAUGUAAUAAGCUGCCCUUGAAGGGGGAUAAACAGAGGGAUUGCCCGUCAGGGACGCGGAUAUGUGCCAUCAGGGAACAGUAUGAUUUGGGCGGCGGUGGAAACGCUACUAUUCAGGCGAUUCCGAUCGCGGGGACAUACAAGUUACAGACGGGCAGGGAGAUUGAUGCGAAGUUCUCGUUGCUGCGGGAUUCCAAGUCGAAUACGGAUGUUGGGCGGGAAGGAGUUCGGGCUGAGCUGCAUGGGGGGCGGUAUCCGUUUGAUGAUAAGAAGGGCAUGGAUCAGCAGGCGAUAAUCGAGUUUGUUUGCGAUCGAGAGCGUACUGGGCUGGAGGGAGAGGAGCUGGAUAAGGGGGAGAAGAAGCAAGAUGAUAAGAAAGAUGAUAAGGGUGGGGAUGAGAAGAAGGGGGAUUCCGAGGAUGGCAAGAAGGGCGAGGAAAAGGACGGACGGCUACGGAAGCGGGAGGGCGAGGAUGGCGAGGAUGACGAGAAAAAGGACGCUAGUUUACGGUUUGUGAGCUACAAGGUGGAGGAGGGUGAGAAGGAGAAGAAGGUCCAUACGCUGCGGCUGGAAUGGCGGACCAAGUAUGCAUGCGAGGAUGCGCCUGAACCGGAAGCGAGCUCGCACUGGGGUUUCUUUACAUGGUUCAUCAUCAUUGUCUUCCUCUUGACCGCAGCCUACCUCAUCUUCGGCUCCUGGCUCAACUACAACCGCUAUGGUGCUCGCGGGUGGGAUCUCCUGCCCCACGGCGAUACGAUCCGCGACAUUCCGUAUAUUCUGAAGGAUUGCGCGAGAAGGGUCAAGGACACGGUGCAAGGUCCUGGAGGUAGGGGUGGGUACAGUGCUGUUUAGACUUUGGCUGGCUGGGGCUGCAUUUGGUCUGGUUGGAUCUGGGGGCAUGGGAUGCAAUAAUGGCGUUUGAGCAUUUCGUAUUCCCCACCAUGUCUUCUAGGUUGUACUUUGGAAAUAUAUCUUUUUGUAU